Molecule: messenger RNA, 3114 nt
Organism: Eimeria acervulina
Lineage: Eukaryota; Apicomplexa; Conoidasida; Eucoccidiorida; Eimeriidae
Exons: 2
Coding region: 1-3114 (1037 amino acids)
Biological process (GO): regulation of DNA-templated transcription
Molecular function (GO): DNA-binding transcription factor activity
Source: RefSeq, a predicted model, not a curated record
AUGCAGACGGAGACUGUCUCCUUGGAGGCCCCCGAGAAGGCCUGGGCCCUGGCACUGCAGCAGCAGCUGCAGCAGCCGCUGCAGCAACAGCUGCAGCAGCAGCUGGAGCAGCAGCUGCGGCAGCAGCUGCCCCCACAAGAUGCUGGCAGCAGCUCUCCUUCUGCUGCGCCUCCUACCUGGGAUCUAUGGAAGUUAGCUGCCCCUGUGCCUGCGCUGCAUGAGGGGACAGAAGAAGAGAGAGGAGAAGCUUCAGCUGCAGCAGCAGCAGCAGCAGCAGCAGCAGCAGCAGAUUCCCUGCGUGAGGAGGGAGUUGGGUCUUCUUCGGAUCCAGUGGAAGGUGUGGGGUCGGGAUCGUCUGCCCCGGGAUCGGGAUCGGGAUCGGGAUCGGAUCCCGUGUCUGUUUCUCUGUCAUCAAGAGAGGCCUCAGCUAUGACUGAUAGCAUCUCUACUCGCUGCCCCACAGAUGAUAUUUCUACAGACCCUCUUAGCUUUGCUCUUUUAGGGGGAGGUGCAGCAGCAGCAGCUGCUGCUGCUGCUGCUGCAGACAGACGCAAGGAGACCGCCUCCCGCUGCCAGCCCCCAGCAGCAGCAGCUGCAGCAGCAGCAGGAGCAGCUGCAGCAGCAGCAGCAGCAGGGACUGGGGGGGAGAGGGUCUCUACUGGGCUCAAAGUUAGCUGCGGAGACAGCGAAGCAGCAGAAGAAGACAGCAGCAAGACCCCUUCGUUGAAGUCGCUGCAGCAGCUUACGAACGGCUUAGAAGUGCUGCUGCGGGGGGUGCAGCAGGUGCAGCAGCAAAUUCAAGAAGCACAAAGAAAUAUUGUUUGGGUAUUAGGAGGUGCUGCAGAUGUCUUCCUUCACAAAACAAGACAGACAGAUGUAGCAGCAGCACCCUUGGCUUUGUCUGCCCCUGCUGCUGCUCCUAGUGCUGCUGCUGCUGCAGCAGCAGCAGGGACUCAGCAGCAACUCGCUGAUGCUUCUUUGCUGCUGCAGCAAGGAGACAGCCCUGCUGCUUGUCUUACAGGAGCAGAAGACGACUUAAGUGCGUCUCCUUCUCUUCUGUCUUUCUUAGAGCUGCUCUCCCAGCCAGCAGCAGGAACAACUGCAGCAGCAGCAGGAGCAACUGCAGCAGCAGGAUUAACAGCAGCAGCAGGAGUAACAGCAGCAGCACAAACUGCAAAAGCACUCAGGCAGCUGUCUUCCUGGGGGGUUGAUGAAGCCGCAUGCAGCUCUCACGGAGACAGCCCUGCUCUAGCAGCAGCAGCAACAGCAGCAGCAGCAGCAACAACAAGCACAGCAGGUACUACGACAGAUUGGCGUUCUUCAUUGCCGCUGCUGACCCACGCCCAGCAGCAGCAGCAGCAACAGCAGCAGCAGCAGCAGCAGCUGGCAUUAGGUUGCGAGAGCGACUGUUAUUCUUUGCUGCCAGCAGCUGCUGAUGAAUCUCCUUGUUUGCCCCGUAAGCGAUCUAAGCUGUCGAGCAGCAGCAACAACAGCAGCAGCAGCAGCAACAACAGCAACAGCAACAACAACAACAACAACAGCAGCAGCAGCAGCAGCAGCAACAGCAGCAGCUGCGGCUGCUUCUCAAAUGCUAGCUGCAACCCCGCACCUAUGCCGGGCGUCCGAUUCGCUAAAGACAGAAACAGCUGGGUAGCGUUCUGGUGCGAGAACGGGAGACAAAAUUAUAAGUCUUUCAGCAAUAAAAAAUUCGGGGCCGAAGCAGCAAGACUGAUGGCUAUAGCUGCUAGACAAUCCUUCGAUGAGAGGUGCAGCAGCAGCGGCAGCAGCAAAAACAGCAACAGCGCUGCUACCGCAGCAGCAGCAGCAGCUGCUGCUGCUGCAGCAGCUGCUGCUGCUGCUGCAGGGGCUGGUGGCAGCAACAACAGCAGCUCAAAUACCCCACAUUCAUCUGCUAAUAACCUUAACUCUCGUGCAGAUGCUCUCGCAGCAGCAGCAGCAGCAGCAGCUGCAGCAGGAUCGUCUCAAGAUGGUGUAUCAUCUUUAUCUCGAACGUUUCUGAAUGCGAAGCUGCAUCAGCAGCAUCAUCAUCAUCAGCAGCAGCAGCAGCACGGUAUAGGCAGAGGUAUGGGUUGUUUAGAAGGAGGAGGAGGAGGAGAAGAGAGCGGAGCAGGGCAGGAAGCAUCGCUGUCUCGAUUAGAGAUGCAGCAGCUUGCUGCAGCACUUCGUAAUCCUAAGGGGGUCUGCUAUGCACCCAGCAACAACACCUGGAUGGCCUAUGGGAGCUUAGGCUCAGGAGCAAGGAUGUGUAGAUCUUUUCCUGUCUCUAAGUUCGGCUUCUAUGGGGCAAGGAGACUAGCAAUUAAAGCUGUUAGUCAAUAUCAGCAAAAGCAGCAGCAGCAGCAGCAGCAGCAGCAGCAACAGCAGCAGCAGCAGCAGCAAGGGGCUGCUGUGGGAGGAAGUGCAGGGCUAGGAGCUGCUGAAACCAUCCAUGCAACUGCUACAGUUAGAGGAGCUCUUGUUCCUGUACGUCAAGUAUUAAGCAGCAGCAGCAGCAGCAGCAACAGCAGCAGCAGCUGCUGCUGCAGCAGCACUGGAUUCGCAGCAAAUGGAGGGGCUUCUCUUAAACGCAGAAGAGCAGCAGCAAAAGAACUCCGGCUGGGGCUGCAUGCAGACAGCAGCAGCUCUCGCCCAAAAGCUGAAGCAACAGAAACUAGCAGCAAGGAAAUGCUCGCUGCUGCUCCUGCUGCUGCUGCUCCCCCUCCUGCUGCUCCUGCUGCUGCUGCUGCGCCUGCUGCUCCUGCUGCUGCUCCUGCUGCAGCAGCAGCAAAGGAAGAGGAAGAUUCGUUCAGCAGCAGCAAACCCGGCAGCAGCAAAGAGACAGACAGCCUUCUAGAGUCUCCGAACAAAGACAGCAGCAGCAACAGCAGCAACAGCAGCAACAGCAGCACCAGCACCGGCAGCACCAGCACUAGCAGCAGCAGCAGCAACAACAACAGCAGCAGCAACAGCAACAGCAAGGAGCAGGACUUGCUGCUGUCUAUGGUAUCUCCUGCUGCUCUACCUAAGCUUAGCAACGAAGACGCAGCGACCCCACAAGAGCUGAGCUGUACAGACAGCGCAGCCGUUAAAGAGAGUAUUGAAGAAACUGUGUAG